AUGCUUCUUACGUCGUUGGCUGUAAUUCUUCGUCAGGGAGGGGCCGAGCACUGGUGGGCAUCGGUCUCCCAAACGACAGGGGCAGAGUUCGAGUGGACGUGGGAGGAUUUUAUGGACCAGUUCGACAGGAAGUUCUUCCCUGACCAUGUCCAUCAGCAACGCGUGCUUGAGUUUGAGACUCUUGUGCAAGGAGACAUGUUGGUGUCCCAGUAUGACGCUCGAUUCAUCGCACUGUCGAGAUUCGUGACUUAUCUUGUAGAUGAUGAGGGGCAGAAGGCUAGCCAUUUCGAGAACGGCUUACGCCUUGUCCUUCGGAGUUGUGUCGUUGGACACAUGCUCCCGAUGUUUGAGGAGGUCGUGCAGCGGGCCCAGAUUUAUGAAGUAGAUUGGGCCGAUGCACAGUGGAUCCACGAUCAGAGAGGAGAUCGAAAGAGGAAGGCCCCCUACGAUAGCUCCCAACAGUAG
This is a messenger RNA of Magnolia sinica, 465 nucleotides long. RefSeq lists its product as uncharacterized. The coding region runs from base 1 to 465 and encodes 154 amino acids. NCBI's taxonomy places the organism in Eukaryota, Viridiplantae, Streptophyta, Magnoliopsida, Magnoliales, Magnoliaceae. The record is from RefSeq and is a predicted model, not a curated record. The transcript has a single exon.